Messenger RNA from Cuscuta campestris, 3187 nucleotides. The record is from the annotation of a GenBank genome assembly. Lineage: Eukaryota; Viridiplantae; Streptophyta; Magnoliopsida; Solanales; Convolvulaceae.
CUAUAGUUUAUUUGAUUAUAAUACGGCCUGCGUGUCGUGCCUUAUCUCUUAAACUCUUGUUGUAAAUCUAUUUCUCUCUCUUACCUCAACCGAGGAUUCUUUUCUCACGUGGUGGUUUGAAGACGAAAAGUUUUGAAGACCGUUUGGAGAAAUCUAAAAGAAUGGAGAUAGCCCGAAGUCCAAGUGCCCGGAAGCCAGUGGGAGCUAUCGUUUUAUUUUUCUUUUAGGGGCCACAAUCAUUACACGUUUAUUUACUGCGUUUUGUGAAUGCAGUAAUAUUGUUCGCCCAACACCAGACCAAGAGCUGAGAGCCCGGCUCAUCAGUUGGAACUAUGUUCCUACCUAAAUAGUUGUCUUGUGGAGUAAUGCCCAAGCGGAACGCAAGAUAAUGAAAUAUGGAUCUUGGCCCACUAGAGGUUUCGCCGGAAAUCUCCGAAUCAAUAUCGAGGGUUAUUGAUUUGUUAAAAAUAGUGGGAGAUAAUUAAUUAAAGGCCUAAUUAAUUAUUAAACAUGAUAGAUAACCUAUUUUGCAAAAUUUUUGUAGAUGGCAAACAACAACAACCCUUUCAACCUGCGAUAUGUUCUAGAAAAGGAAAAAUUAUCUGGAACUAACUUUCUUGAUUGGGAGAUGAAUCUUAAGAUUGUUAUCGAAUGCGAGAAAAAGCUUUACGUCCUAACAUCUGAGCCUCCCAAAGCUCCUGAAGCGAAUGCCCGUGCUGCAGAAAUUACUUAGUACCGGAAAUAUGAACAUGACGCACGUGAUUAAGCUGGCAACAGGUAACCCAGUUGGUCCCCACAUUCUCAAGAUGAUCGGUCAGAUCGAAACUCUUGAAAAACUGGAUGCCCCGUUGCACCCUAUGCUGGCAACUGAUCUCAUCUUGGGAUCAUUACCAGCUGAGUAUAGUCAAACUGUAGUGAACUUCUACACGAACAAACUAGAGAUGACUAUGCCUGAGCUACUGAAAUUCCUCACACCUGCUGAGGAGAGUCUAGGGAAGGGCAAGGGUAAGUCUCUCCUGAUGGUAGAGGGCAGUACUGUUGCGAAGAAGAGUGGGCCACGUUCGCCGGCCGGGACCAAGCGCAAGGGUUCUAAGAAACCCAAGCCAGCGUCCAACUCCUCUUCGUUGAAACCCAAAGAAGGAGUUAAGAAGAAGUCUGCUGUAUGCUAUUACUGUGGCAAAAAGGGCCACUGGAGGCGCAACUGCGCAAAAUUACUGGCAGAGAGGAAAGAGGGAAAGAAACCUCAAACCUCAGGUAUCUUCGUUAUUGAAGUCAAUAUGUCUGAUAUCACCUCUUGGGUGAUGGAUACUGGAUGUGGUUCUCACAUCUAUGUUAAGAGAAACAAACCUAACAGUUUGAAUCUCGUGUACCUUUGGCAUUGUCGUUUGGGCCACAUUAACGAGAAACGCAUAUCUAAGUUACAUCGUUCUGGUGUACUUGAUUCAUUUGACUUCCAGUCAUAUGAUGUAUGUAAAUCUUGUUUACUUGGUAAAAUGACAAAGGCUCCAUUCACCGGUCACGGUGAGAGGGCGAGUGACUUAUUGGGCCUCAUACACUCCGAUGUCUGUGGUCCAAUUAGCACUGUAGCUAGAGCAGCACACACACUCAACAGAGUUCCAUCUAAAGCUGUCGAGAGCACACCAUACGAACUAUGGCGUGGGAGAAAACCGAGUUUCUCGUACUUUAAGAUUUGGGGCUGUGAAGCUUAUGUAAAACGUCUCAUGACGUCUAGUAAGUUGGAGCCUAAAUCUGAUAAAGAUGCAUUCCUGGUAUACGGUGGUGAGGAAGAGCUAAAGGUGGUCGGUAACACUGAUGCUAGCUUCCAAACCGACAGAGACGAUUCAAAAUCACAAGCAGGAUAUUUAUUUUGCCUGAAUGGCGGAGCUUUUAGCUUGAAGAGCUUCAAGGAGGAUACAACCGCCGAUUCGACUACAGAGGCUGAGUACAUAGCUGCUGCCGAGGCAGCUAAAGAAGCUGUUUGGAUCAAGAAGUUCAUUACUGAACUUGGAGUGGUUCCUAGUAUCAAUGACCCUAUCUCGUUGUUUUGCGACAACACUGGGGCCAUUGCACAAGAAAAGGAACAGCGAUCUCACCAGAAAACCAAACACAUUGUACGACGCUAUCACAUCAUACGAGAAAUCGUAGAUAGAGGAGAUGUGAUGAUUUGCAAAGUAGAUACUGACGACAACAUAGCCGAUCCCUUGACCAAGCCUUUAGGAAAGCUAAAGCAUGAGGGUCACACUAAGUCCAUGGGCAUUCGACCGAUGCCAGAUUGGCCAUAGUGCAAGUGGGAGAUUGUUGGAGUUGUGCCCUGAUGGCCAACUGUUUAUCAUUAUUCUAUCAUGUAUAGGCAGAUAUAAUAUGUUUACACAUCUCAUGCUAAUGUAAACAAAUAUUAUAUUCCUAGAUUUAUAUUUAAAAGAUGUUUAUCAGAUAGUGUUAUUCUGCAAAUGAGACUAACAUCUUGAAAUAAAUAUUUAUCUAAAUGUCAAUAGUCGAGUAUUAACAAGAGUGGGAUAUCGUUAAUGCAUUGAGAGAAAAUAUUAUUUUGGUUCCACAUAUAUCAUUUUGUGUAUAGAAAAUAUCUAUAAUAUUUUCUAAAUAUUAUUGGAAAUAUUUUCUAUAGAAAUAUACAAGAUUAUUAUUAUCCCAAAUUUUAAUCUUUAUAUUUUAUUCUACUAUAAUCUUUACUAGCAUAAAGAUUGUGGUAGACUCCGGGGUUGUUCAAUUCGUGUGUCAAAGUUGGAGACUGGACGCUUGAACGGUUACGUUUGCACUUUCAACGCUCUUCCUACGACUUCUUCGUUUUUACAGUUUACGGAGAAAGCGCCUCCUCCUCCACUACGAGAUACGCCGAUCGAAUGAUGUAGCAAAGCUUGGAUGCAUUCCCAUCACCAUUCCUAUAUAAGGCUACUCCCCAUUCUCAUUUCUUCACCAAUCCUUAUAAUUCCUUCUUCUAUUCUGUUGCUCUGACUGAGGAGAACGCAUGGUGCCGUCAAUUUGGUGUGAAGUCGCCAGAGGAAGCCGUGGUGUUCGCUGGAAGUUUCGGUGGAAAAUUUCCAAAAGCUCCGUUUAAGCUCGAGGUAAUAGAAAGAAUGAUGUGACGCGAUCUUGGAAGCACGGAGGCGAGAUAGUUGGGAUGGAUGUGAUGGUUUUGAAUUGAAGAACAUAAAUAAAUGAUGUUUCG